AUGCGUCAAUCUUUCCCGCGGGCCCAGGCCAAAGUGCCUCUUCCCAGACCAGAUCCCGCCAACUCCUACACGGUAGGCUGGAUCUGCGCGCGAUACGAAGAGUACAUGUGCGCCUGCCGAAUGCUCGACGAGAAACUCCCGGCGCCACACCUCGUCCGCGGCGAUUUGGACAACAACACAUAUGUCUUCGGCCGAAUCGCCGGCCACUACGUCGUAAUCACCUGUCUCCCAGCCGGCCGCCACGGAGGCACCACAGCGGCCCACACUGCCCGAGACAUGAUUCGCACGUUCCCGAAGCUGCAAUUCGCGCUGUCGGUCGGCAUCGCGGGCGGAGCGCCCACGGCGGACAACGAUAUUCGGCUCGGCGACGUUGUCGUUGGUGUACCGAAUGGCGACCUUCCCGCAGUCAUAGAAUGGGACCAUGGAGCGCGACUGCAGGAUGGGCGGUUCGUGCGAACGGGGCAGCUCGAUGCGCCGCCUCAGAAGCUGCUGCAGGUCAUUCCCGACAUCCAGCGGCGGUAUGCGGAUAUGAGACAGCCGGACGGGAUCGCGGAGAAUCUCAAGCGCCUGCGCGAUAUGAAGCAGUAUCGGCGGCCCGCCUGUGAUGAUAAACUGUACGACGCUCACUACGCGCAUGUCGGUGGGCCAGAUUGCGGCCGCUGCCAUGAUAGCUUUACGGUUCAGCGGGCCCCGCGCAAGGACCAGCGUGUGGUCCAGGUUCACUACGGCACGAUUGGGUCGGGGAAUGCGGAUGUACAGGAUCCCAGGAUGAGAGACAGCUACGCGAAUGAGCCCCAGAUGAAGUUCCUGUGCUUUGACAUGACGUCUGCUGGUCUGAUGAACAGCAUCCCUUGCCUGCCCAUCCGCGGAAUCAGCAAUUAUUGCGAUUCUCACGCCAAUGACAAGUGGAAUCAUUAUGCGGCUCUCACCGCUGCUUCCUAUGCUCGAGAAUUGCUCCUUGUCCUUCCCGCGGAACAACGUGUGGAUCCCACGUUACCUCAGUAUGGCGAGGUAGUGCGUGGCCGGUGGCAUGGUUAG
Messenger RNA from Aspergillus calidoustus, 1038 nucleotides. The record is from the annotation of a GenBank genome assembly. NCBI's taxonomy places the organism in Eukaryota, Fungi, Ascomycota, Eurotiomycetes, Eurotiales, Aspergillaceae.